Xiphophorus hellerii (green swordtail) is the source of this 4117-nucleotide messenger RNA. It is a transcript of the gene cxxc4, whose product is annotated as CXXC finger 4. The record is from RefSeq and is a predicted model, not a curated record. The transcript is spliced from 3 exons. Bases 560 to 1429 code for a protein of 289 amino acids. Gene Ontology annotation, molecular function: methyl-CpG binding; zinc ion binding. NCBI's taxonomy places the organism in Eukaryota, Metazoa, Chordata, Actinopteri, Cyprinodontiformes, Poeciliidae. Gene Ontology annotation, cellular component: nucleus.
GGUGUCCACAUCCCUGCUUCCUCACCUCAGCACCAAUCAGCCACACACAGCGACAGGAGACACGGACCGAGCAGAGAGCAGGCAGACGCACAAUACAAGAGGAGAGGAAGCACCUAUAUGUAUAUCCAGCGCUGCGAUCUAGAUUUCUUUUUUUUACCCACUCUCGUUUUGGCUUAUAGAUGCACUUUUCAACCUCUCUUCCUAGUUUGGCAGGACAAGCGAAAAAAAUGCUUCUUUUGUUUUGAGCGAUCUGAACGCACACACUGACAGAGACACAGAGAGACGCGGUGGCUCUGCUCCCCUCGGGCGGCUUGUCUGUGCGUCUUUUCUCGCAUCUUUGCAUUAAAUCCCCCCUGCCUCCCUCCACAUAUCGCCUCGCAGUGAUGUGCGGUAACACGGUGGCGGGCUGGUAGCAUCUUGGGAGCCUUGUCUCAACGGGAACCCGUGCUGAAGAAGACACACCAGGAUGGUUACUCAUUGUUCCUAACCAGCUUCAGCUCGACAAAGGCCCGUCCACCUUCACACUCUCCCCCUGAACACUGACAAGCACUCCCCAGCCAUGUCUAACAUAAACAAUGCGCUUUGCAUUGAAAACGGACAAAAUGCAGACGUGUCGCUCCUGCAGAAGGAUAAUCUCCAGGAUGGUGGAUUAAGUCAGCUCUUGGAUUAUAACGCAGAAAUGGAAAGGUACAGGUCUUUUGCGAACUUUUACAAAACGAACGGUGCGUUUCCGCAGACUGCAAAAAUUGCCCGAAUCACGACGCCCAUUUUUCCCAGCGCCAGAAUUGGUAUGUCCCCUUGGAACUGUGAUAACGCCAUGCUCUGGGGAAGGAAAUCAGCGGCAAUAAACCCUAAUAGGACCAGCAUGCAUAGAAAUGACUCCCAGAGGCCGGGGAAGCCUGGCGUGCCGCCAGAGACGCUGCAAAUGGCAAAUAAUAAUUUCCUCUCUACCUUAUCCCCCGAACACUGCAGACCUUUAGCAGGAGAAUGCAUGAACAAGCUGAAAUGCGGCGCUGCUGAAGCAGAGAUAAUGAAUCUCCCAGAACGCGUUGGAACUUUUUCCGCUAUUCCGGCUUUAGGGGGCAUCUCAUUACCUCCCGGGGUCAUCGUCAUGACAGCCCUUCACUCCCCCGCAGCCUCAGCAGCCGUUACAGACAGUGCGUUUCAAAUUGCCAAUCUGGCAGACUGCCCACAGAAUAAUUCCUCAGCAUCCAGUGGAAACCCAGCGAAGAAGAAAAGGAAAAGGUGUGGGGUGUGUGCACCCUGCAGGCGGCUAAUCAACUGUGGUGUUUGCAGCAGUUGUCGGAACCGCAAAACAGGCCACCAGAUCUGCAAAUUUAGGAAAUGCGAGGAGUUGAAGAAGAAGCCUGGCUCGUCGCUGGAGAGGACGCCGGUAAACAACGGGGAAGCUUUUCGGUGGUUCUUUUAGAAAAAUGAGAAGUGGACCUCCAUCCAGCAGCAGGAAGACAGGCAGGACUCUUGACUGUCUGCCAGGAGAAUUUCAUGGACACACAGCACGUAGCGCGGCCCAAACAUUUUUGAAGAGGACGCAAGGAGAAAAAGUGGACAGACACAAAGAUAAACAAAAACAUAAUGGUGUUGUUUUAACUCUGUAAUUUCCUUUUUUCCUGUGUAAUUAUUGUACCUUUUGACAGUAUCAUUAUGUAUAUUUUUGGUGUCUAUGAAUGUGUUUUCAGUGUCGUGGCUGUAGGUUUUACAGCCAGCCCUGUGUAAAGAACUCAAACAGACAAUCAUACAAACACACUGAAUCUGACAAAACGAAGAGGCCACAAGAAUCAAUUAUCAAACAAACACCUGUCACUCUGGAGCAAUAACUGAGCCUAUUGAUCAUUCCUCAUAUUCGCAUUUCAGUAACAUUUAUUCCCCAAACUGAGUCAUAUUCUAGGAUUGUCUUUUAACUCUGUUUACACUCUAAAAACUGCUGGGUUAAAAAACAACACUAAAUUCAGGUUAUUUUGCUAACAGUCUUGGGUUAAACACAGAGUGAUCUAAACUUUGGUUGAUUUAACAAAAUAGGGUGUCUCCAGUGUCUUGACUCUGGAGUAGGUUUUUAACUGAAAAGAUUGGUUAAAAUGACAAAUGUUUCAACGAUAACAAAGAGAGGGUUGAAAUGAUCAAUUUUAACCUGGAUAUACAGUACAUCCUUCAUUAAAAAUGAUCAGAUGAGGAGUAUCAAUCUUGUGGAAAAAAAUAUUUGGCAAUUGUUAUUUACAUUUAAAGGAAUGUCAACAUUUUUUCAUACCAAUAACUAUUGGGAAAAAAUAUCAGCAUUACAGCAAUCAGCUCACUCUUGUAAUUGCUGACCAGCUUUUUGCACAUUUCCAGUGAUAUCAUUGGUGACGAGCGCCAAGUGUUUGAAAAGGUCUCCUUACGAUAACCCUAAUCUUUAGCUCCCUCCACAGGUUUUUGAUGAGAUUCGAAUCAGGGGAUUGGCUGGGCCAUUUCAAAAUGUUAGUUUUGCUUCCAGCCAGAAGAAAUAUAUUCAGAAAAGCAAAAGAAAAAAAAAACUUUUUGUGUUAUUUUAAGACUUGCUUAAUCCACCAGGGGUGCAACUACUGUUGGAUAACUUUAUAUAAACAGUAUAAAAAGGACCUCUCCAUUCGAUUUUAUGACAAGGUCUUUGGUCAAAGUGGGUGUGUUGAACAUAGCUAGCAUUAGCUUGAGCUAACUACUUAGCAACGAACAGGCUAAAUGUGUGCCAAGUAAAAAACCAAAUCUAUAUGGGACACUUUUUUCCUCAGUACAUAAUUGCUUAAAACUCAAAAAUAAAACUGAACGGUAGAGUAUCAUAUAUGAAAUAAAUAUGUUAAAUCAAGAUAAAUAAUAAAAGUAGUUUACCUAUUUAAUUUUACUUUUUGACCAACUGAUUGGCCAAAGUGCAGUCUUAGCAGCUAAAGGGCUAGCAUUGCAUUUAGUUAUCAAGUUUUAUCUCCAGUGUUAAUCAUUAACACAAAGCAUUGACAUCAACAGUAUAAUCACAGCUAUCAGGUUGUCAUGGUAUGUAAACCUUAGUUUAACAAUAAUAUUGCCUCGCUGUUUACAUGUAUUUACACAAAAUAAAAAUGAAAAGAAAGACAUUGUUAGGAUCCAUGUCACUACAACAAUACUGAUGAGUGAUGACCUUUUAAUUUCCAGUUCAGUUUAAUUUUUCAUUAACUGAAAUCUUUCCAAACAACCAAAUUUGUCUUACUUGUAAGCAAAUCAAAAGCGUAGUAGCCUUCUGACCAGGAGUGCCCAGCAGCAUUCGGGGGAGCAACAGCACUGCGUUACUAUACAAUCAGUGCCAAAAGGUCUGAUCACUCUGGCACUUUCUUUGGCAAAUUAUAAUGUUCUAGAAAUGAUACACCUGAAGGUUUUAAGACAAUUAUUUAAUUUUUUUUUUGAUACACUCCUUAUAUGCUCAUAUCUAAUCUCUUUGCCAGCCUAUGAAACUUGGGUCCUGAUUUCUGAUUUUCUAAAACCAUUCAACUUUUGUUUCAACAAUUGAGUUAAGAAAUAACCCAGCAGUUUUUUUGUGUGUGUAAUGUUAAAACCACUUAUACCAGUGUGAAGGCGGCAGCAGGCAUGGGGACUGACUUGUGUGGACACACUCCAGAACAGGGCACAUUGUUCUGCAUUAGUGAGCUGCACUUCUAAUUGUUAGUAUCAGCACCUGAUACUUAAAUGCUGACAGAAGGUCAUAUUCCCCUAGAUAAUUCAACCUUUUAUUUCUCACAAAACUACACCAGUUGUUAUAUCUUUUUGGUACCGUUUUGUUUGGGGUCACUGAAGGUUAAUAUGAAAGCUGGAAGAAAUCCCAAUGAAGUACUGUAAACUACGGUGGAAAAUCUGGAAUUAAAUGCGGAAUGGUAGACAGAUUUUGCUCUGAAGCUAAAGUAUAGUCUGGACUUUUCUUCAGUGGAGUAAAACAGCAGUCCAGUCUACUGCAAAGCGGCAUUAAAACAUUCCAAAAAACAAAGUUAUUCAAUAAGUUACUCAUUGUCUGAAACCCUAUUGUUGCAUGUGUAAAUGUGUUUUUGGUUUUAAAGAUUACUAAGAAUUUGUAUAUUGUUGUUGUGAUGCUUUUAUGUGUUAAAAUAAAAAAAAAUGAGCUUCA